Molecule: messenger RNA, 13464 nt
Organism: Epinephelus fuscoguttatus (brown-marbled grouper)
Lineage: Eukaryota; Metazoa; Chordata; Actinopteri; Perciformes; Serranidae
Gene: zbtb20
Product: zinc finger and BTB domain containing 20
Exons: 4
Coding region: 392-2437 (681 amino acids)
Biological process (GO): regulation of immune system process; regulation of cytokine production; negative regulation of transcription by RNA polymerase II
Molecular function (GO): protein binding
Source: RefSeq, a predicted model, not a curated record
GUACUCGAUGUAUAGUUAAAAAAUGGGAGGGCACACUUGAACCGAGCUGCUCUAUGAAGGUAGGCUGCAGCGUGUGUUUAUUGAUGAGAUGAAAAGAAGAUGGAAGUGAGAAAUGAAACAAAGUAAAGGAACAUAUUAAAAAAAAACUAUACGCGCUUCGUCGGGGGAAAACAGGGGGAGCCGUGGAAACGCUGUCGCCACUUUUUGAACGAGCUUCGAAGUGCAGAGCAACACAUGAUUUGGACAGAGAGGACUGACAGCCUUGCCUAGCACCCGGCCUCUGAUCAGCCAUCUCCACCAGCAAACUGAAGCUUGACCCGCACUUCAUCACCAGCCACACAAGCAUCUUCGGAACAAAACGUCAUCUAACUGUGACAUCAGUUGCAAGGGGAUGACCGAGCGCAUUCAUAACAUCAAUCUCCACAACUUCAGCAAUUCUGUACUUGAGACCCUCAAUGAGCAGCGCAACCGUGGGCACUUCUGUGACGUGACUGUUCGGAUCCAUGGAAGUAUGCUGCGAGCUCACCGGUGCGUGCUGGCUGCUGGAAGCCCCUUCUUUCAGGACAAGCUGCUCUUGGGCUACAGCGACAUUGAGAUCCCUUCUGUGGUCUCAGUGCAGUCCAUCCAAAAGCUGAUUGACUUUAUGUACAGUGGGAUUCUGCGGGUAUCUCAGUCCGAGGCCCUGCAGAUCCUCACUGCCGCCAGCAUCCUACAGAUCAAGACCGUCAUUGAUGAGUGUACACGCAUCGUGUCCCAGAAUGUUGGCUUGGCUGGGCCGGGGGGGUUCCCUGUUAUACCAGGAGACUCUGGUCAGGAAACUCCCCGUGGCACACCAGAGUCUGGCACCUCUGGGCCCAGCAGCGACGCAGAGUCAGGUUAUAUGCAAGCAACAUCACAAAGCAUGGACCGUGCAUACACAUCACUGUACUCCUACCCCGGCCUCACUCUGCAGAAUGGCACCCGCGAGCGCCCCCUGUACAUUAACCCUAUGUCAACAAAUUACGAUCCGACUCUCAGCACUCAGAAGGACCAGCAAUCUCAAGAUCCGCCCUGGAUGAACCGCAUCCAGGAGAGAUCUCAGCAGGUCGACCGCUUCAUCUCGACGGCGGAGUCCACUCACUGCCGCAAGCAACCCCGACCGGUACGCAUACAAACAGGAGGGAUGCACAUAAAGCAGGAGGCCGAAGAUGAGUACAGCUGCUACGAUAAUUUGGGGGACUGCCAAGACGACACUGACCAUACUGAGGGUGUGGAGGGUGAAUCCAAGGUUGAAAGUUUUGACUCAGGGGUGAGCUCCUCCAUCAGUACUGAGCCAGAUGCUAUGGAGCAGCAGCCGUACCUGACGGGCUUUGGCCGAGACGGGGGCGGGGACAGUCAGCAAGGUGAUGGAGGUCCAGUGCAGAUAGAGGUCAAUGACUCAUCCCCGGAGCAGUUGCAAGAAACGGAGGAAGGAGACACAUCCCACAGCACUAGUGACAGUAGCAUGAUGCAGCCCCUGCCAAACUCAGUCAUGUCCCAGUCCCUGCCAAGUGCCCAGCACUACAUGCGGCCGGCAGAAUCACACACCAGCAAUCUGAGGAUGCCGCUCACAGUGACCAGCAAUUCCCAAGUGAUGGGCACUGCUGGAAGCACCUUCCUGCCCACACUCUUUCCUACACAGCCGGCUAGAGACAAGCCUGUAUUUUACCUUCCUGGCCAGCAGCAACCCCAGUUUGUGGCAGUGCCGCCCCCUGCAAUGCCAUCAUUCCCGAACCCCAUGUCGGUACAGCAAGCGCCAGCUCAGCAGCAACAGGCUGUCGGAGGAAUCGGUUCGGGAGAAAAGAAGCCCUAUGAAUGCACUCUCUGCAGUAAAACCUUUACUGCUAAACAGAACUACGUCAAACACAUGUUUGUCCAUACUGGUGAGAAGCCUCAUCAGUGCAGCAUCUGCUGGCGCUCGUUCUCCCUGAAGGAUUACUUAAUCAAACACAUGGUGACACACACAGGGGUGCGGGCCUACCAGUGCAGCAUCUGCAACAAGCGCUUCACCCAGAAGAGCUCUCUCAAUGUCCACAUGCGGCUGCACCGUGGAGAGAAGUCCUAUGAGUGCUACAUCUGCAAGAAAAAGUUCUCACACAAGACCCUGCUGGAGAGGCACAUGGCCCUGCACAGCACAGGCAGCGCCAUCACAGGGCUGUCGGGGAGCGCAGGCACCCCGGGCCCAGUCUCCAUUCCCAUGCCUAUGGCUGUCCCUGAGCCUGGAGCUGGAGUGGUGGCCCUCGCCAUGCCAGUGAGCGGAGGUGCUGGAGUAGGGGCUGGGGUUGGAACAGGAGUGGGUGUAGCUGCAGAAGCGAGCUGCCAAGAAGGGACCACCUACGUGUGCUCCGUCUGCCCUGCCAAGUUCGACCAAAUGGAGCACUUCAAUGACCACAUGCGAAUGCAUGUCUCCGAUGGAUAAGUACUAAUAGAUAAACUUCUUUCAAAAAGAAUGACAAAUAAAAUGGCACUAGAUUUUCCUUUUCUUAUUUUGAGGUAUGAAGAGUAAUGAGUAUAGACACUGGCACAUUAAGUUUCCCAAAUUUUUUUUUUUUUUUUUUUUCUGUUAUUCUAAAAGAAAAAAAAGAUGGUGGCCUUAAGGCUUAGUAGUUUGAUAUUGAUCUACUGGAUGGAUCCUAACUACAGGCCUCUAAAUGUAUGCUUUCCUAAAAUACUGAUUUAUGUGUUGAACACUACCGAAAGGCCUACGAAAGAAACACAUACACACAAACACACCUUUAGUGUAGACAUGUCUGAAUGAAUAUACAUGUGCAUAUAUGAGUGUCGGUGUAUUUGCAUGUGUCUGUCUGUUUGUCCGAGCGUGUGUGUGUGUGUGUGUGUGUGUGUCUGUGCGUGCGUGCGUGCACACGUGUGUGUGUGUGUGUGUGUGUGUGUGUGUGUGUGUGCGUGUGUGUGUGUGUGUGUGUGUGUGUGUGUGUGUGUACAAUGCCGUGAAACAUAAAUCAUGGCAGUUGUGAACCCAUACUGACCAGUUUGGAAACUAUAGAUGUCCAAGCUUACUGUGGUAUAAUUUACAACAACAAUAACAAAAAAAUCGUCUGGGGUUGGGCUACAUAUUCCCUUCUAAAAAUACUGAUGGUCACAAGAUUGCCUUCUUAUGUAAAAUAAAAAAAACGGAGAGUAGUUAAUUUGACACUGGGUUUUAUUUAUUCCUAUGGUAUUAAGGGAUUAUAAUGCAGCUGUUGUCAAGGUACCAAUUUCAAUCAUUUUACUGAAAUGUAACUUCCUGUCGGUUGCGACAGGGAUGUAUAUUUCUCACUACUAUGUUUUGUAAUUGUUGUCCAUGCAUUUUGAUGGUUAAGAUUACGUUUACUAAAUUAGGGUGUGUUGAUGAGACAGUAUUUGAGCAAAAAUAUGUUUCUUUUUUUCUGAAGUUUGGAGUUUAACUCAUUUGCAUACACUGCCACUAAUAUCCUAAAAGACUGUUAAGGCUAGUAGACCUCUUCCAUUUCAAAACAUGAGAAAAAAAGAAAGAUUCUUUUGCUGAUGUUUUUUUUUGUUCUUAGCCUUUCACAUUCACAGUUAUGGCAGGCUGGCAUAUGCGACUAAACUCUCUCCUUCAUAAUUGCUGCUCUUCAACUUGCACCUGACUGUUAUGGGAUGUAGAUUCAAAUUGUCACUUUAACUAUUAUUACUGAGUAGCCGACAUGGUUGUAAUUUGAUAAUCGAAUUAUAAUAAUGGGGGGGUUUAGGCUUGUUGUUGAUUGGAACAGUGUUAAAGAGGGAGGGAUUUAAUUUCAAUCAAAUUUGAAUGGGAAAUAAAUGCCAUCCUGAUCCUAGAACCCCCGUAUUACCUGUUCAUUACUAUUGCAAAGCUAUUUCAGCAAGUGGGAGCUGAACGCAUCACUCUUUGUGUGUUGGCUCUCCCUGAAGGCUCAAAUGGCAUGCAACGUUCUGAAAGGAAAUACAGUCCCAAAGCAAAACAAGUAGCUCCAUUAAAAUCACACUGUUUCCUGAUAUAUACCACAAGUUGCAGAUGGACUUUCUAGACAAUAGUAUACAUUCCUGAUUUUUCUUAAAAAAAAAACAAAAAACCUAGACACAGCAUGUACAGAUUAGAUUUGGAAGCUAGUGUGCGCAAGUUGUCAUCCAUGCAUCACAUCACGUAAGGCUCAUUUAUGAUAUUUGAAUUGUUUUGUAUUGCUUUUAAUCGAAAUAGGACACACACACACACACACACACACACACACACACACACACACACAUGCAACUGCCUGCAACUGCAAUCUGAAGGAUUUGCUCAUUUAUAUGAGCAAACACUUUCGUAGUUGUAUUGUUAAAAGAAUAACUAACUGCAUACAGCGGUCUUGAAAAGACCUGCUGUGGAUUCAAGGAAAAAAAACAACAAAGUGCUACUUUGCACAUUUUCUUAAAAUGCCUGUGCUUAAUAUUUAAUCAUUUUUCCUUAAAUGAACUUCUAUGAUUUUCUUUUAUUCAAUUUCAAAGAAGUAAAAAACAUUUUUUUAAAUCUUGAUAAGUGGACUGCAUUAUUUUCUUGCAUAUAUGUUGCACUGCUUAAACCAAUAAGUGCACUACUGUUAACAGAGAUAUUAUAGUUUUAGAAAAGAGGAUUUUUUUUUUUAAAUCUAACAUUUGGUUGUAGAGUUCACAUGUAAUAGAAUAGCUUUGUUUCAAUUUAUUCAUUAAGUAAUUCAGCGGUUCUUGGCUUUUGUUAUCGCUUGCAGUUACCUACAGUAUAUCCUCGUGCCGUGUUAAUGCAAGCAUUCAUUUUUUUUUUUUUUUUAUUUAAAUAUGUACCAUUACGUGUGCUCAUCUAUGUUUUAACCUUUGAAUUCAUUCUUUUUAUGGAGUCAGUUCCCUAUAAUAGUUAAUCAAUCGCAUUUCUUUAGAUACAGACAGAAUUUUCCUACCAGAACAUCCAAGCCAAACAACAUUAACAGUGAAACAGCAACAGUAAUAAUAAACACAACUCCCGUCCAACUCUGUUGGCGGAGGUAAUAAUAAUAACUAUUAUUAUGUUAUUAAUAAUAAUAAUACAUUUAUAAUGUGUGUGUGUGUAACAUAAAUGAUAUGUGUGUCCUAGAACAACUUUGUGUGGGUUUAAAGGUGUGGGGAGGUGAUGGAAUGCAGCUUCUUUGAUAUCUGUCUGUCAGUCGUAGACAGUUGUGUCCCUUCCUUAGUGUUCGUAUGUCUGUGAGUGUCUGUGUGGUAUAUAGCCUAAUCAAACUGUUAAUAAGUGGAAUAUCUGAACUGUAGGGCUUCCUUUGCAAUAUGCAGCGCAGGUACUAUGAGAAGCAGCUCUCCAAACCUUUUGGGCGAAUACGGCACCCGUAACAUUUGUUCCGAGAUUUUACGAAAGCCUGGGUCAAGUACCGUUGUACUUCAUCGCACCCGUUUGGAGAAGUUCUAUCCAGCAUUUUUUAAAUUUCACAUAAUUGCUACUAGAUUGCUGAUCCCUGUGGAGUCAGCUGAAGUGAAGUCAAGUGAUGAACAUGUGAGACCUGGAGAGAUAUUCUGGUUUCUCCUCAUCUUGAAAAUAUAUAUUAUAUUAACUACACAUGAGAAUAUAGUGAGUCCUCAGUAAAAGUAGCACAUUAUUUAACAUUUGAUUGGGCCUGUCUCCUAUGGUGUGCAUAUAAGCCUAAACUGUAUGGUUCCUGUUUGUAGCUGUUGUUGCCAGGAUGGCAAUAUUGCUGCAUGCUAGUGCUAUAUUUGUCUCUACACAGCACGUGGAGGGUAAUCUCAUGCCUUAACAGACAAUGCACUAAAUAGAAUAUGUAAGCAACUGCCGAGAUCUCUUUCCAACAGUACUGCCACAUGUAUGGCACACAGCUCAUGGUGUUGGUGUUUGUUGUCUGUUCAGUACCAAGUUUAAACACUGCCAAACUAACAUCGUCACUUCUUUGAAAGCGAAGGCAGAGACAUUAAAUUGAAUUGUUUCAGUGUAACGUGUGUAUUCAGUAAUCUAGCAUUCCUUCAUGGCACCUAAAUUUUACAUAUUUUGUGUAAACACAUAUAUCAAAUGCACUAUUGACUGUAGCUAGAUGAGUACAACCAGCUUUGUGGUAUCAUUGGUCUAAAUAGUAGGUUAAGUAGCUUGAUGUUGGUUUUUUGAAAUAUUUGAUUUCAAAAUUACACUAUCAAACGUUUCUCUCUUUUUCUUUUUCUUUUUCUUUUUUUUUUGGAAUAACAAAAGUAGCCAAUCUCAACGUUAUCCGGAUGAGGGCUAAUAACUCGUCCCAUCGUCAGUUGACUUAUUGUAUCAUAAGGUGUUUGAUAGCAGACCAGGCUUGGAAGGGGAAGAACCUUCUCUCCAGUGUGUCAUAACGUGCUAUAGCAUACCCAGGCUUUUUAACCCCCCCUCCCCGGCUCCUUCCCCUGUUGCAUUAGCAUCACACGCUCUUCACUGUCCAUAGUUAUAUAUUCCUUAUACUGCUUCAGCUACUCGUGGUGGUGCUUAAUUCUCUUUUCUCAGUGUUGCAGAAAAAGUUGGUUGAAAAAUUGUUGAAAAGUUGCAACAUUAUCCAGAAAAUAAGUCCUUAUCUCAAUCGUGCUUCUUCUAGUUGUUAGUUUGAAAAAAAAAAAGAGAAAAAAGUCUAGACUUUCUGUUUGCAAAGUGUUCGCAUAUUUUCCAGAACAAAACAUAUUGAAAACGUAGAUAAUAGCCUUGAGCCUGCAGCUGUUUGUAUUGUGUUUCAAAUAUAUUACUGUUCAUGUUUUGUUUAUAGUGUAGAGACACAGGGUCUACAGUACGUUGUUGUCCUUCUUGCAGUAUGUUUAAUUCAUCGUUAUACUUCUUUAUUUCAGACUUCCUCCUGCUUCUUUUGUUUCAUUUUUUUUAUGGUGAUCAUAGUGGUGUUGUUUAUACAUACAUAGCUUCACGCAGCUGGAUAAAGGAUAGUCAGUUAUUGAGUCAUAUUUCACAGUGUACUAUAUAUGCUUUUAUGCUUUGCAUUGAGAUGAAAACAAGGAAAUGGAAGAUAGUAAUGGUGAGGGGUCGCGUUGAGUAAAGGAACAGGUUCAUUUUAUUCUGAUAAGCUUGCGUCUGUCUUCCUGUUCGUCUUUCAGUCUGUCUCCACACAUUUUUAAGUCAGAUCUUUUUUUAUUUACGCUUGAAUAAAGUCACAAACUUAAGAGUAGAAUACAGAAAACACAUGAAAACAUUCAGAUAAUACUUAACUGCAUCAUUUUUUUGUUUUGUUUUUGGUCUUCUACAGUACACAUAAGAGUGAAAUAGAUAACUUCUUACAAAUAUACUAUAUAUAUUUAAGUAUCACCAUCUCCACACAGAUGAAGAAUACAUUUUCAGAUAGUUUGAUAAAGACAUAAUUGCAGCUAGAGUAUACAGUACCUUGUGGGAUAUAGGGAAUAUGCCUAUCAAGUGCCUAUCAGUACAUACAGCAACUAUACAGAAUAUUCAUAGUUUUUCUCUCCUACAUUGCACAGAUACAGUAUAUACACAAUGGUCUAUGAAAAAUAUACUAUUUAUACUAUUACUGCUAAGACCUGGUGGUUGUGAGUACAUCCUAAGAGAACCCUUUAAAAUACCUGAAAUGUUCUAUUCAUAUACAGUAAAAGCUACAUCUGCAAGUUUUAUUUUUUAUCCUACAUUUAUACAGUUUGGAGGAUUCAAAGAUAUAAAAUACAAUCACAUUUUAAAUUAAAUAUAUACAGAUAGGUUGAGUGUUUUUUUUCUUUCACGUUGCUCCCUCUCAUUGCUGUUUGGCAUUUUAUACAUGCCAUUUUUUUAGUUUCAGUUUUUUGCCAUUUUGCAAACAAGCCAUAUACUGUACUGUAUGUUUGUGGGGGGAGAGGGCAGUGGCACUUUGUGAACAGCAGAGGGAGCCACACGUCAACUGGAAGAGGUGAAGCUAACACUGCCUGCCACAAUGAACAAAAACCCAGGUGGAAUAUUUGGAUUUUUAAAAAAAUCUUUAGGUAAAUAUUGCCGCUAUUCUAAAACAAUAACAUCUAUAAGCGUGGCAGAAGUUACCUCCACUGACAUUUACUGUAAGGCUGCAGGCUGUAGGAACUGGCAGCUGCUUUGAUAGAUUGUUUUUCUAAGUGUGUCCUUUGAUGACAGGCUCUUCCACAUGCACGCCAAUGCCUGAUCCCCACACAACGAUCAUUAAAGUUUUAUCUUAUCUGACAGCCUUGGUGUUUACGUGCAGCUUGAAAUUGUAAAGGGCAAGCAACGAGCAACGUGAAACAAAAAGAAAUUGGUCAUUUAGAUAUUCACAACAAAUGCAGUGCUUGGAGACGAAAUGGGAUUACAAAUUGAAAGUUUUGGCAACAGAGAAAAAAAAACCCUGCAGAGCAUUGAAAAUGUCUUUAAGUGGUUAGUUUAACAACAUGAAAACAAAAGUAAAAGAAAAUAUAGUAGAAUAAAAAUGAGAAAUCAAGUUUCGGGACUGAGUGGCUGCGAGAUAAAAGGUUCUGGGAUGUCUUAUUAUUCUGUCCCCUGUGGACUAAUUACCACAGUUUUCUCUGUAACCUUCUCCAGCCUAGUUACUGUGCCAAAUUUAGGAGAAAAAAGGCACUUUUUUAAAAUUGUCCCACUAUUGUUAAAUCAGAUGUGAGGGACCGAGCGGACACAAAGAAAAACAAAAGAAUCUUUUUGAAUGAGAAAUUUCUGCAUGCUAAAAACACAAUAUAUUACAACAAAGCAUGCAUCAUGCCAAAAACAAGUGAUUGCCUUUAUUUUGAAUCUUUAAAUCCUCCAUAAUACAUAGUUUUCAAGUAAAUAGGAGAAAAGAGCUAUGAUUAACAAAUGCACAUUUUGAAGGCUUAGUUUCAUAGACAUGUAAUGUUCAAACGAAGCAUUAAUAAUAUAGGCAAUGUGAUAUAGCUAGUCCCUGUCAUCCAGCCGUCACACUAUGACGCACACAAACAGCAUCUGUUCAGAUUUUACUGUCACACAUCCAGAUUCUGUUUUCAGUUUGAGCUUCUCACACACGCAGUGAAGCUGCCGCUCAGAUUUUUAAAGUACGACACAGCUCAACUAAGCUAUAACAUCUACAUUAUAUUCACUAUGACGCUUUCUCCAAACAUGCAGUUAUUACACUACCCUGAUGAGGUGUUUUAAUAAAUGCCAUCAUCGGGUAACUACCAUCCAUCAGUCCAAAUCAAGCAUGCAGUCCUGUCUGUCUACACAGCUUUUUGUUCCUGUUGGGGAGUACUUUGUUUUUUGAUGGAGCGCAAGCUAUAUUUUGAGUGUCCCUCGAAAACAGGCUUUCUGUGUCUUCUUUUUUAUCACAAUGAUGAGGAGACUUAGGCGCCAUUUAGCCUCUCAAGGCUAAACAUUGAGCCUCUUUGUGCUCUCGCUCGCUGUAGUCUGUCCUUUGGCGUAGUCCAGCUCGUUUUUAAGUGUAAAAAGACAUUCCUGUUCAAGUCCAGAACAUUCCAACUCCUAGUCUGGCAUUCAUUUCCCACACUUAACCAACCUGACAUUAAGAUUUUCCACCACUUAAUGGUUUUUUACAGAUCUGUUGGAUAUUCGGUCAUGUCGUAGCAAACAUUGCCCAUUACAUCAAAGUUUAGUAACAAUUUCCCUCGAAUAGAUCAGUUUUUUAAUCUCAUCUCGCUGUCGAAUCAAAUGUUGCCACAAAGUCUCAUAAGCUUUGAGCACAGCUUAUGCUUGUGUGGGGCCGGUUUUAUAGACAACAUGCACUAUGCUAUCACUCUGUUUCUCUAUGUAGUUUCAUAGUGCAGAGACGUUCAAUAAAAAUAAAAAUGAAAAAAAAAAAAACAGCAAAAAGAUGUUGGUCACUGUCUCAGCCAGCACGUAGUCUGCCAUAAAGGACAUGCAGACUUAGAUUCAAACUUUUAGCACUGUAAUGUUCCUAAAGAAGGCUGUUGGUGGUCAUUUGUAAAGCGGGGCCAUGCUAAUCAUUAGAAGUCAAAUGACACAAAAAAAACCUGUACUAGACAAUGUUUGUUUUCAUAAACCAAAGAAGGGUUAAAAUAAUUUAUGGAGAAAAUAACAUUUCUUUUCUAUGUGUGUGGGGGUUCCUAAACGAUUGGGCUAGAUUGCUACAGUUGUUUUUUUGUUUUUUUGUUUUUUUCUUCUCAUUGCCGGGUGCUUGUGAAAAUGCAUCUAUGUUUUUAUCACUUGAUCAGUUGUUUAUAGUUUUGUGGUUGUGUUCAUUUGCCUAUUGUAGACCAAAAUAGAAUUUUUUUAUAAGAAAUGCAACAAAACAUAAAAAUGAAUCUGACACAGUAGCUGUGAUGUAAACUAUCGCAUGUUAAAACAUGUAUAAGAUUGUAAGUGUUGCAUUGUUCCUAAAACACAUUGGUUAUGUCUUCUAUACACACAUCUAGCAAAUCAGUGUAGACCUGUUCACCUUCACAUUGGACUCUAUCGAUAAUAGUUUUGUGAUAGCAGUUUUCUUCAGAUAUUGGCGCUGUCUAAUAUUUCAAGGCUGUCCCUAAAAUACUAAUCCGACAUUGUGACUUUGAGUACAUUUAGCCAUUUAUACUUGAGACGGACCAAGAUGUUAAGUUUGCACAUAUUUGUAGGUUGUUUAUGAAGCCAAAAAAAAAAGAAAGAGAAUAAUGAUCCUUUCAGUCUCAGCAAUUCAAGUCAAAUCCAGCUGAGGUGUUCUGAUGAUCUUUACGCAAAUUAUUACAUGUUCACUGAGGGGAAAAAAAAGCAUCAGAGCCAGCCAUCACUUCACAAUGAAAAUAAAUUAAAAAACCAAACACGUAUUUAAAUAUCACAACGUGGUCCAAAUAUUUAUGAAAGUGAUUACAUAUAUUUUUGUAACAACACAUCACCUGCGAGAAUGUAAACCAUUAGGCUUAAAUUUGAUGAUAUUUUAUUACUGUGAGGUCGAAUUCAAGGUGAAUCUGCUGUAUAUUUUUCAUCCUGUGUGUUCAAAAUAAGAAAUUUAAUUACUGUAAUUCGGGCGAUGUUUUGUACCAGAAUUUCUCACACAUUGACAUUACAAAUCAGAAUUGAAAAUGAAAUGUGCCCUGAUAAAAGCAGCUUAGGUUGUUUUGUUUUAUUUUUUUUCAUCUGGCUUUCAGGCUUUUUGCUGCCAUAUCUUGUAUGUAGAUGCUUUUUGUAAACAUGCACUUGAGUUGAACUAUGAGAUGUGCUUAUAAAUAUGUGUAUAUUUUGUUAGGCUUCCUUUUGCCUACGUUAGCUUGAUAUUUUAUUAUUUCCCUAAACGAAAAAAAAAAAAAAAAGACUUCUCCUAUAUAGUUAUGAACUUGGCAGAAGUGGAGCUGUUGUAGUAAAGGUAGUUAACAUCACAACUAAGCAACCCUGAAAUAUAUGCUGCAGUAAUGUGUUUUCAGUUUGUUUUUGAUAAUUUAUGCUCCAAGUUGGUUUGUAUUUUAUUAUUAUUGUUAUGAAACAAGCUUGUUUGAAAUGUAUUUGACUGCUGUUUUGAAAGAGGGGAUACACUUUGUUUGUUUUUUUUUAAAUGUUAUGUGCAAGGACGUUUUUAUAAUAUGAUUUGUCAAACACUGGACUGGAGUGAGUUUUCCAACAUUUCCAAGUUGAGAGAUGUAUUUGACAGACAUAACUGCACAGACGACACCCGUUAGCACAGAUGCGAGCUGACAGACAAAGCACAUCCUCCCAGCUGUACAGGGGAGGGUGACGAACAUGGCCGCCAUCCUCCCGUUCAAAAUCGGAGUCAUUUAGAUGUAAGAAGUUAUGACAUUUCCUUUGUGCUGGUUAAUUGCAUUCAUUGGGUGAUGGGUUAUAUGUGAUAGGAAGUAUUUAUUAGGGUUUUUCCUUCCAAAUUGCUGCACGGCAUCUACUGGUGACAGGUUUUUGUGUUCUUUAAAAGAACGAGCAGCUCUCUUAAACAUUCAGAAGAAGGCGUAAAGGGAUACCACUUGACAGCUAUCCAGUUAUCAGAAUCACUUGGUAUGUUCUUGCUAUGGUAGAGCAGAUAUGACAGUCUCAUCAACCCAACCACCACUUCUCAAACCAGAAAAGAGAUUUGCACUAGACUUAUUUUGGUCUUCUUCUAUCAAAAGCAAUAUAAUUCACUCAACACAUUUUUGAACCAUAGUUGUCGCCCAUGCUGAGUAAAUGGUGAUAUUUGACAAGUUUUGAUUUGUUUUUUUAUUCAAAGGUACAGAAAUUGGUCGCUUUUCUAAAUGCACUUCCACAUAUUGUUGUUUGUAGCAGGGUUUUUUUGUUUUUGUUUUUGUUUAUACCCGGCAGUACCCCAGAGUAUUAGUGUCCAGAUUUGAGGGGCAUUAAAACUGUUGUUUCCUCCUGUGAUUGUUUUGGACAAAUCAAGCAGCUUUGAAAGUGAGAGACGGGGAUGUAUGAGGGAAGGAAUCAUUUCGCGUGAGUCAAAAUGUCGAUUGUCUUCAUCACACAGCUGAUGACACAUUUGCAGACAAACACUGAGAUACCAAAAGUUAAACCCAGCUGUCCACUGUCGUGCACAACUUUCCCUUAAAAACACUCGUCUUCUCUGCAUAUUUGGUCACUUUGAGUGCUUUUUAUUUCUGGGAUGUUUAAAAAGAAUGCUUUAAAGUAAUUAUUAGAGGAAAAAGAAAAUUCCAAAUGCACCUUUUUUGUCUUUAAACACAGCAUCAUUGGCUACGUGUGUAGAGAAUCUGUGUCCACCAAAAUGUAUCAUAUGUCAUCCUUUUUCAACGAGGUCACUCACAGCAGCAGUAAAAUUAUCGACCUUGACGUCAUUAUUUUGUUGAUGGAUAAGUGUAAAUUUUUGGAUAAUUCACAAACAGCAAAACUUCACCAUUUUAUCUGGAUGUAGUAGCUUUCCUGUUUUCACCGCUUUGUGGUGUUGUUGAAAGAUGUUGCGGUUUGUCUAAAUAUGUUGCGUGUUAGAGGAAGCAUAAGUAUGUGCCUUCUUGUAAUCUCCUUGGUGAGCUUGUUAUUAUUGAGAAGCUGAAGCCAGCCAAUUGUGUUUGCACUAAAACCAAAUUGCUUUUGUGAUGUAGACUAUUUAAGCAAGCUUGUUGCGUCACUUUAACCGUACAGUAUGCAUGAGAGUGAAAUUGGUAAGUCUAGGGCUAGAGCUCUCAUCUGUUGACCUGUAAACCAGUGCAGCUUAGAGGAUCUUGUGAAUAUAUCUUGGCUUAGUUUCGCAUUCAGUUUCCAAUUCCAUCUCCUUACUCAUCAAGUUUGUCACAGUUUCAACAGUUAAAAAAAAAAGCAAAACAAAAAUAGGAAAAAAAAAAAAUCAAAUAACACAUACCAUGAAUACAAUACAGCUUUUACUUUCACAUGCCACAGUUAGAGAGUUACACAACUGCAGUAGAGAUAUCCAUUUCUCUGAAUCCAUGGGAAUGCAUGAGUAUACGAGGUCGCCUCAAGACUAUUGGUCAAAUUGAUUUAGGUUGUUUUUUGAAAACUUGUAUUUAUUACAUAUUUUGUCGACAUCUAAGAAAGGCCUACAUGCUUUGAGUCUUACAAAUGCACCUUAUUCAUGUCAGUCCAUGUGGGGAAAAAAAAAAAGGCUGGCAAUGUAA